AUGUCGCAGCACACUUUGCUCGUCGUAGGAGGCGCCGGCUUUCUCGGCAGCGCCAUCUCCAAAGCUGCACUUGCAAAAGGAUGGCGAGUUCUCUCCGUCUCACCCUCUGGAACACCCUACCAUACACCAGCAGGGCACCGACCAGCAUGGUCAUCAAGUGCCAACAUCGAAUGGCAUGCUGCUGAUGCCCUCGACCCAUCAUCGUAUGCUCGUUUGGCUGACAGAGCAACUGCUGCCGUCCACACUGUAGGCAUCCUUCUGGAGUCCGACUACAAGUCCAAAUCCUCUUCAGCUUCGCCCAUUCGCAAUGCUCUUGCUGGUGUCGCUAAAGGAUGGGGCCUGCGGUUGCCUUGGUCUGGUGCAGACUCGAAUCCUCUUCACGCUUCCAAAUACCCGGACCCAUCGCAUUCGCCGCGCAGAGACGGACGCUUCAGCUACGAAAACAUGAACAGGGACAGUGCCAUUGCUGUUGCACACACUUUUCUCUCCUCCUUGAGACAUCGAUCCUUGCAUCCCAUCCAAGGCUCGAGCUCAGCAUCGAUCUCAGCUCCCGCACCCUUCAUCUACAUCUCAGCCGAAGAUCUCUUCCGACCCAUCGUCGAUGCAAGAUACAUCAGAACAAAGCGUCAAGCAGAGUCCGCAAUCGCACGCCUUGCCGCACAUCUCCAUCCUCCCUCCCCAUCUGGCACUGCUACACGAGACAGCUCCGAAGCCAUCCUCGACGCGGAUGGAGCAGGCUUGCAAGCAGAGCUUCGCGACGAACCUGCAUCGGACGCAGUGCACGCCAACGCCGCGAGCGAAGCCAGUUCGGAUUCGACAUCAAUUCAAGGUCUUGUCCGACCAGUCUUCCUCCGACCGGGCCUGAUGUACCACCCACAUACACGCCCAGGCUCGACAUUACCAGCAGCAAUCCUCGAAGCCUCUGCAGCACUUCACCGCUCUCCCCCCCUCCCGUUGCCUAUUCCGACACCGGCGCAACUCAUCGCUCGUCUUGGCGGCAACGACAGCAACUCUAGCUCUCAGUCCAUAGCUCGACUCCUCACCACGCCGCCACUACACAUCGAUACAGUCGCCAAAGCGGUCUGUGCGGCUAUCGAAGAUCAAAGCGUUUUUGGCGCGGUAGAUGUGUACGCAAUUAGGAAGUUGGCUGGGUGGAAAGAUGAUGCUUCGCUCAACGCAAGCGUUCAUAGUCAAGCCGUAGCUGGUGCUGCUAGACCAGCUUGGCCAUCUACCCAGCAGCAACCACUGCAACCACUGCAGGCUGCUCCGAGACCCACUUCUCCACAUGCAGUACGACACACUUCUGCAAUCACCCCCGCUGGUCAGCAGAGAAGGUUCACUUCUCCACCUCGCUCCACUCUCGCCUUAAGGAAGGGAAAGCAGUUGGUGGUCAAGCGAACCUUGUUCAAGCUUGCAGAUCUAGGCAAGCUCGCAUCUAGCGCCAUCUCUUCUGCCACUUCCAACAACACCACCAGCGGCGCCAAGCAGGGCAGUCGUUCGUACCGCGACUCUCAAGGUCGCACAGUCUAUGAAACGUCCAAGAUGCUCGCCCACCCUUCAGAUACGCUCUUCAGUGUAGUUGCUGACGUGGACUCCUACAAGCACUUCCUUCCUUACUGUCAAGACUCUCAUGUGCUUGGACCCGCAGAUCAGAACUCACCCAAUGCAGUGUUAGCAGAUCUGACAGUUGGCUUUGGAAGCUUCUGCGAGACUUAUACUUCCAAAGUCACCAUGGUGCGUGGAGAAAAGGGCAAGGGAGCAAGUGUGGUGGCAGAAGCUGUACAGCCCAAUCCUGUCUUUUCCUUCUUAUCGACCAAGUGGUCCUUUCAUCCGAUCAAGCAAGCCAACGAGACUCUGGUGGAGUUCAGUCUGGUCUACGCAUUCAGGAAUCCCGUCUACGGUGCGAUGGCAGGCAACCUAUUUGAACAGAUGAGUCGACAGAUGAUCGAUGCGUUUCAGACGCGCGCGAACAAGUUGCAUCCCAACACUUCUCCAUCUUGA
Messenger RNA from Ustilago hordei, 2001 nucleotides. RefSeq lists its product as uncharacterized. Bases 1 to 2001 code for a protein of 666 amino acids. The record is from RefSeq and is a predicted model, not a curated record. Lineage: Eukaryota; Fungi; Basidiomycota; Ustilaginomycetes; Ustilaginales; Ustilaginaceae. Gene Ontology annotation, cellular component: mitochondrion. Gene Ontology annotation, molecular function: ubiquinone binding. The transcript has a single exon. Gene Ontology annotation, biological process: cellular respiration; ubiquinone biosynthetic process.